AUGUAAGGAUAUUUUUGUCUUUUGCAUAAUAAUCAUAAUGAAAACACUAAAAAAUUGUAGAACAAGAAGCGCUUAAUCGGUGCUUUUCUUCUUGUCCACGAUACAUUCACAGAGUUAAAACCUCUUUCUUUUCCUCCAUUGCAUCGCAUUACUCGUUGGAUUUGAAAUUGAAGAAUGACGAAAUCAUUGGAUGUUCCUCCAAAGGGUGGAUUCAGUUUCGAUCUAUGCAGAAGAAACGAUAUGCUUGAAAAGAAGGGUCUUAAAUCCCCUUCUUAUUUGAAAACUGGUACCACUAUUGUUGGUCUAGUUUUUCAGGAUGGUAUCAUUCUUGGAGCCGAUACCAGGGCAACUGAAGGACCCAUUGUCGCAGAUAAAAAUUGUGAGAAAAUUCAUUAUAUGGCACCAAACAUAUAUUGCUGUGGAGCAGGCACUGCUGCUGAUACAGAGGCUGUAACAGACAUGGUUAGCUCACAGCUACAACUGCAUCGCUACCAUACUGGUAGAGAAUCGAGGGUUGUUACAGCACUGACUCUUCUUAAGAGACACCUUUUCAAUUACCAAGGUCAUGUCUCAGCUGCCUUAGUUCUUGGUGGGGUUGACAUCACUGGACCGCAUUUACACACUAUCUAUCCACAUGGGUCAACUGACACCCUUCCAUUUGCUACAAUGGGAUCGGGUUCACUUGCUGCAAUGUCUGUAUUCGAGUCUAAAUACAAAGAAAGUUUGAGUAGGGAUGAAGGAGUUAAGCUAGUCGUUGAGUCGAUAUGUGCUGGUAUAUUUAAUGACUUGGGAAGUGGAAGUAAUGUUGAUGUUUGUGUGAUAACCAAGGGACAUAAGGAAUAUCUAAGGAAUCACCUCCAACCAAAUCCUCGUACUUUUGUCAAUCCAAAAGGCUUUACCUUCUCCAAAAAGACAGAGGUUCUCUCAACAAAAAUUACACCGUUGAAGGAGAACGUCGAAGUAAUUGAAGGAGAUGCCAUGGAAGAGUAGCAAGAUUCGUCGAGUCUGAAACUUAUAGUGCAAAGUUUGUGAUACUUAUAAUUGUACUUUCAGAGGCUUGGUUUUUAUUUACAUAAAAUGAUUUGGAUUUCAUUAGAUUGUUGUAAGUUUUUUACAUAACAUAGCAUAAAACAGAAGAAAGAAAAUAACUAGCAAGACAAUGACAAAUUAGUUGUAGAACCAAUUCAUCUUACUAUUGCUAAAGUCUCUUAUUUGAGUAAAUUCAUCAUUAA
Medicago truncatula (barrel medic) is the source of this 1232-nucleotide messenger RNA. RefSeq names its product proteasome subunit beta type-7-B. The coding region runs from base 175 to 990 and encodes 271 amino acids. The transcript is spliced from 9 exons. Gene Ontology annotation, cellular component: cytoplasm; proteasome core complex. Gene Ontology annotation, molecular function: threonine-type endopeptidase activity. The record is from RefSeq and is a predicted model, not a curated record. Lineage: Eukaryota; Viridiplantae; Streptophyta; Magnoliopsida; Fabales; Fabaceae.